Molecule: messenger RNA, 656 nt
Organism: Chionomys nivalis (European snow vole)
Lineage: Eukaryota; Metazoa; Chordata; Mammalia; Rodentia; Cricetidae
Gene: Anapc11
Product: anaphase promoting complex subunit 11
Exons: 3
Coding region: 145-399 (84 amino acids)
Biological process (GO): anaphase-promoting complex-dependent catabolic process; protein ubiquitination; positive regulation of mitotic metaphase/anaphase transition
Cellular component (GO): anaphase-promoting complex; nucleus
Molecular function (GO): zinc ion binding; cullin family protein binding; ubiquitin protein ligase activity
Source: RefSeq, a predicted model, not a curated record
ACUCCCGGCCCCGCCCCCGGAGGCCGGAAAAGGCGGGGUGGCCUCGGCGUCGCGUUCCGUCUGGCGGACGGGGCGCCUUCUUCGGGACCCCGGCGGUCGGGGCUGCUGUGCAGGGUCGGAGUUCGGGUCACAGGCUCGGCUGCCAUGAAGGUGAAGAUUAAGUGCUGGAACGGUGUGGCCACUUGGCUCUGGGUAGCCAAUGAUGAGAACUGCGGCAUCUGCAGGAUGGCAUUUAAUGGCUGCUGUCCAGACUGUAAGGUGCCUGGGGACGACUGCCCUCUGGUGUGGGGGCAGUGUUCGCACUGCUUCCACAUGCACUGCAUCCUCAAGUGGCUGAACGCGCAGCAGGUGCAGCAGCACUGCCCCAUGUGUCGCCAAGAGUGGAAGUUCAAGGAGUGAGGCCUGUGUUCCCUCUGUCAGCGCCGGGCUAGGCUCCGCCCCGGGCCAGGCUCCGCCCCUUCCCUCCCCUCCUCACAGUGGUACCUGGGCCCUGGUUCUGCACUGGGGACAAGGAUGCCUUCCUUUUGGCUGAAACAAGGAGGUCUUUUUGUUUGUUCGUUUUUUCAUCGCAUCAUUGACACUUUUAUUCAAUAAGUAAAACUCAUUAAAGUCCCGAGCCUUCCUGGAGGCCUCUGGCUGCUUUCUUGACAUUGAUA